AUUUCCCCUUUUGUCAGCCACUUCCGGGUCCUGCGUCGUUCCGGAAGCCCGCGGGUGCCGGAAGCGUGUGUAAUCCAGGUUUUGCUAGGAAAAGCAAAGGUUUCCAGAGUAUGUUUCAGAAAAAGUUACGUGGACCGUGGGCGUUUCGCAGACUCCUAAGCUCCUGGAAAGUAUGACACAAGGAUUUCACAGAGGAACUUGCUGCGGCAAAAAUCCCCUUUGCUAUAACUAUAGGAUAUCAAGUCUUGAGGGAGCUGCAGGAAGGGGAAAAAGACUUUCAGAGAAGACAUGGCUUCCAGAGAAGAGAACACAGAGAGUACAAACAGAGUGCUAAGAAUAAGUCAGCUGGAUGCACUUGAACUGAACAAGGCCCUGGAGCAACUAGUUUGGUCCCAGUUUACUCAGUGCUUUCAUGGAUUUAAACCAGGACUGUUAGCUCGCUUUGAACCAGAAGUGAAAGCAUCCUUGUGGAUUUUCUUGUGGAGAUUCACCAUCUACUCCAAAAAUGCCACUGUGGGGCAGUCAAUUUUAAAUAUGCAAUACAAAAAUGACUUUCUCCCAAACCUGAGAUAUCAGCCACCCAGUAAAAAUCAAAAGCUUUGGUAUGCAGUUUGUACAAUUGGUGGGAGAUGGUUAGAAGAACGAUGCUAUGAUUUGUUUCGAAACCAUCAUUUAACAUCAUUCUGGAAAAUCAAGCAGUGUGUGAACAUUGUGAUUGGACUUUUGAAAUUAGGUGAGUUGAUUAAUUUCUUGAUUUUCCUUCAAAGAGGAAAGUUUGCAACUUUGACAGAACGUCUCCUAGGCAUUCGUUCUGUAUUUUGCAAGCCCCAAAACAUGCGUGAAGUUGGCUUUGAGUAUAUGAAUAGGGAACUUCUCUGGCAUGGUUUUGCUGAGUUUCUGAUUUUUCUCUUACCACUUAUUAAUAUCCAAAAGUUGAAAGCCAAGUUAUCUUCAUGGUGUAUUCCUCUUACUGGUGCUCCUAAGAGUGAUAAUACUUUAGCCACCAGUGGCAAAGAAUGUUCUUUAUGUGGAGAAUGGCCCAUCAUGCCUCAUACCAUAGGAUGUGAACAUAUCUUCUGUUACUACUGUAUUAAGAGUAGUUUCUUAUUUGACACGUACUUUACUUGUCCUAAGUGUGGCACAGAGGUACAGAGUCUGCAGCCUCUGAAAUCAGGAAUUGAGAUGUCAGAAGUGAAUGCCCUUUAGAAACUAAAAUGGUUUCCUCUGAGGAAAAAUGUAUUAUGUUUAAUCCUUCAUAUUAGUCAUCCUAAGUAUAUUAUUUAGAUGUCUUUUAUGAGGCUGUGUGCUUCUAAGCCACUGUCUUCCGUUCCUUUUCCAGGCAUGACUAAAUACUAAUCCCUGAAAACCACGCGAUUCUAAAUACAUCAUAUAAAUGUUAUUUUUUUUUUUUUUAAAUCAUUGCAUUCAAUUUUUAAUUUCAAGAAUAACGGAUAGUUUUGUCAGAUGACUACUAAGAAUGCUCCUUCAAUUUGCUGCUUCCUGGAAAGAGGUUGAACUCUAAAAAUAAAAGAUUUUGAAAACUG
Loxodonta africana (African savanna elephant) is the source of this 1544-nucleotide messenger RNA. RefSeq names its product peroxisomal biogenesis factor 2 (gene PEX2). The record is from RefSeq and is a predicted model, not a curated record. Gene Ontology annotation, molecular function: zinc ion binding. Lineage: Eukaryota; Metazoa; Chordata; Mammalia; Proboscidea; Elephantidae. The transcript is spliced from 3 exons. Bases 289 to 1206 code for a protein of 305 amino acids. Gene Ontology annotation, cellular component: Cdc73/Paf1 complex; peroxisomal membrane. Gene Ontology annotation, biological process: very long-chain fatty acid metabolic process; fatty acid beta-oxidation; protein import into peroxisome matrix.